This is a messenger RNA of Sporothrix schenckii 1099-18, 2067 nucleotides long. RefSeq lists its product as uncharacterized. The transcript has a single exon. The record is from RefSeq and is a predicted model, not a curated record. NCBI's taxonomy places the organism in Eukaryota, Fungi, Ascomycota, Sordariomycetes, Ophiostomatales, Ophiostomataceae. The coding region runs from base 1 to 2067 and encodes 688 amino acids.
AUGCGAGACGCAUCUUUACCAGAUACGUCGGCGCCACCACGCCGUAGUGGCUAUGAUGUCCAUGGAAGGCUAUUCAGCGACCCUCUCAGCAGCAGGGACGGCAUUAUGAACAGCAUCCUGCAAGGCACAGCGCAUGACAGCACACUGCCGCGACUGCGCGGAGCCACCGAUGGUCUGCCGUCCGACGGUCCACACUCCGGGGCUGGCAUCGACAUCGCGGAACAUAGCCCGGUGUCGCUGCCCCCAGAGCCAUGCACUUUCCCUGGGUGCUUGGCGCUGACGUGGAUGACGACGCCGUUUUGUAUUCAGCAUCUGACACGGAUACGCCCAAAGAAGCAAAAUGGCAAGAGCGCGCCGACAACAACAGGAGCAGGAACAACGGCGACAACGGCGGCAGCAAAAGCAACACCAGCAACCAUUGCAACACCAAUACAUAAAUCAGGCGAUACUUCGGCACAUGUGUCGGGAAACCCGUCACCGCGGGCGUCACAACCGGCUGCGGCGGUGGCUUCCAAAGCUGAGACCCCACUGCCCACGUCCGAUGCUCCACGUCUACCCAGAAAUGCAGUGCUCUCACCUGAACUAUCGACCACUUACAUGAGGCGUAAGACAGCCCCAGGCAGUGGUUCCCGUCCAGCGUCUGCAGCAAGACCAUCUCUUCUACCCGGCGUAGGACAACACGCAGCUACAAAUGGCGCACCCGUUACACCCGCGUCACGCGCCAACGGCGAGAGUCUGGCAGGCUCAUACUUUUCUUCGUUGCACACCGCUUCACGGCAAAAUGGGACGGCGGACCAUCUCCCCAACGGACGUGAUGAAAGCAGCAUCAAAGAGAAAGACAGCAGCAAUGCGAACGGUGGCAAUACUAUUUUGACGCCAUCAGAAAGCCCGCCCGAAUUACGGGCCUUGCACCAUUCGAAGAAGCGACCUCGAUCCGAUUAUGGGAAUGGAGCCCAACGGGCGCAAACAAAUGAGGCGCCGACACCGAGGGUGCCUGCAGAAGGGGACAAAGGCGUGGGAACGAAUGUCACGGAAAGGCCGAAUGAAGUGAAUGGCGAAACGUUUCCACCGACCACGCAAGCCAGCAACACCCAAGACGCUCAAGCGAGCGCCUCUGCCUCAAAUAUAGUCGGCAACUCUCAACCGCAAACAAAUGCACCUGCGGCACAGGCACCUACAAUACAUAAUUCAAAAGCCGGCCCGGGUCGCGAUGCAGACGACGCUGCUGCAGAACCAUCCACGUCGAAACGCUUGGGACUACGGCUAUCCUUGCAGCGCCGGAUCCAGGAACGAGACAAAGCGCAGGCCAGUAACGCAGCCAACGGGACACCGCAAGCAGCCAAAGCGGCAAUGACGUUCUCCCUAGACACAUACAUCUACAGCCAGGGUGAGGACGUGGCGCCGCUGCCGCCACCGCCUGAAGUCGCAAAGUCCAGAGAACGACUUGAGGCCGCAUCGGCUGCCGCAGCCGCACCACUACCCACGAGCUACUCGUCCGUUUCGUCGUCUACGUCCUCGUCUGCCAGAAAGGCCCCUGAUUUUGUCUACGCCCACAUUGACCCAAGGGUGCACUGGACCCGAGCGCGACCCAAGGCCUGGCACGACGCCAAACAAAAAGAAAUUGCGGCACGGGGCGGGCGCAAGGCCAACUUUGGAAAGGCUGUCCAGCGUUCUGCUGCCGCCCGCCGCCGCGCUGUAGCCGCAGCCGCCGCGACAGCAGCAUCAACAGUAUCAUCGGAGACGUCAGAGUCGCCAACAGACGAGCCGCCAACGAGUGCCACAAAUGGGGAUAUGAACAUGAACAUGAAUAUGAAUAUGAAUACGAAUACGGGGCCAGAUUCUGCCGCCAAUAGCACAACCCGCGGAUCAACACAAAAGGCGUCUACCACACAAGCCCCAACAGGUGCAGCACCACCUCCCCAGGUCCCUUCGGUCUGGACGGGCGAGCUACCCACCGAAGUGACGAGCAACAAGCCAUGGAUGGCACUAUUGGGCAAGUUGGCGCUGGACGAAGAGGCCUGGCCGGUGAAGCCAAAACCGAGCGGUCGGAGCAAGGGGCGGCAAUGA